UGAUGAGUCACCCGGUGUGGAACUGGAAGGGACGUCCUCGAUCCUCGGCUCUCGAACUCAGCAGGUUUUUUUUCGAUCGCUGACCUGUUUGCUUGCGAUGGCAGCCACCUAGCGUCUAGCAUUCUUCAUGGUGAUCUAGUGCAAGCAACACGUUAGUUCGCUAUUCCGCAGUCACCUUCUUCCGUCUACUCUAGGUUUAUUCACUGUCUGUAAUUAUUUGAAUACAGUCAUGUACUAACGCUCGAUUCAGUACUGCCGCUGUAAUAGAAUUGUCUGAGUGGCACUCUGGCUGGAAUAGCAGGCCUAGAGCCUCUGAGUAAUCCUUGACAUACAAUUUCAAUACAAUAAGAAGUCCGGAACAAUCUGUACAAUGAGUGCAAGUGAGGCGUCACUUCUUCCCUCCACGUCGGUGCAGGAGACGUCAGCGUUGCUAGACCCUCUGGCCACGAGUAGCGACGGAGCCGAUGCCAAGGGUCUCGGCGUGCUAUCGACGAGUUUCUUCAUCUUGACGGGUGUGCUGUUCACGAUCCCGCUGCCAUAUGCACUGCUGCAGACAGGGCUGAUCAGUGGCGUACUGCUGAUGAGUGUGCUACCAUUGACCAUGGUGUACAUGGCCGUAUUGCUGGGACGAUGCUGGAUAAUGAUGCUGCGGAGAUGGCCGGAGCGGUACAGUGGGCAGCGUGUACGCCGGCCAUUCCCAGCCAUUGGUCGCGCGGCCGGCGGGCCAUUCUGGGACGUGGCCGUGCGCAUCUCCGUCAAUCUGACCAACUUCGGCGUGACGGUCGUCGAUCUGCUCGUUGCCACGUCGACCAUUCAAAUACUGCUGCCGCACCAUUUCUCCGAUCGUGUGUGGCUUCUGUUCUGCACGGCCGCCAUGAUGCCGUUUGUUUGGCUAGGUACUCCCAUGGAGUCCUGGCUGGUCGGCUGGCUUGGCGGUCUCAUGGGAUUGGCGGCGUCCGUCAUGCUCCUCGUCACUGUCAUAGUCGGGGGGCUGGCACCGUCCGUUGCCCCGACUACGGCGGCAGCAGCAGUGUCCGUCAUUACGUCAGCAUUACCGGCGACAGUCACCACCACCACUGCCAGCAGCAGCAUAGCCAGCAGCAUAGCAUGGAACGUGACAACAGCAGCGGCAGUACCCACCACUGCCAUCACACCGGCCACACUGUUCCCGGCGCUGACCGGCACUGUCACGUUCAGCUCGUUCUGGAUCGGCGCGUCCACGCUGAGCUUCACCUACGCCGGCAUGUCCAUCUUUCCGACGCUGCAGCACGACAUGCGUGACCCGCGCAAGUGGUCGCAGGCGCUCAUCCUCUCCUACGUGUUCGUCUCCGUGUUUGCCAUGGCGACGGCCAUUGCCGGCCUGCAGCUCUUUGGCAAGGUGACCAACGCCAACAUCCUGCUCAACAUACAGUGCCAUUACUCGGAAGCCGGCCACGUCCUCUCCAUCAUCUGCUCCAUACUGUACGGCGUGGUGUCGCUGUGCAACGGAGUGGUCACUAUUCUGCCCGUCGUACAAGAUGCCGAGGAUUUAAUCUCAUUGCCGUCCAAGACCAACUACAAGCACAUUCUGUUGCGCACGUUUGUGCUGCUCCUGUGCCUUGGUGCGGCUGAGGGGAUUCCCCACUUCGACAAGUACAUCUCGCUGAUUGGCGCCACCACUAUCAGCAUGAACAACUUUGUGUUCCCGCCCUUAUUCUACUACUGGCUGAGUAAAGAGGAUGGCACUGAGCUAGGGCUCGGCCAGAAGGCUUUCUUCGGGGAGAUGAUCUUCAUUGGACUAGUGUGUGCCCUAGCUGGGUCGUACUCAGCCAUCGAGAACAUUAUUGGUACCUCAUCUCCUGACCCAUGUUAGGAUUGUGCUGCUUCAGUGCUCAGUGUCCUUGCAAGCCAUGACUGCAACAACAGAGGUAGUGUGCUUGGAGCAGAGUCUAGCUGCUCUUUCGGGCGGUGUUCACUGCUACCAGAAGCCAGAUUACUUCAUGCCAUGACUGGUGUUAGCGAGGGCUACUACCGCUACCCGUAUAUUUAUGGGGACUCUGCCAUUCAUGAACUUUAGCUAUUCCUGAACUUUAGCUAUUCCUGAACUUUAGCUAUUCCUGAACUUUAGUUAUUCCUGAAGAUGGGCACUGCCCCAAACAGUGAAGUCUUCUCUGUUGACAGCGGCGUUCGUUUGGGCUGGGAAACCAAGAGAAUUGUCACCUCUUUCUUUAAAUUUCACUUCAUAUUUUGUUGAAAUUUAAAAUACUUCUUUGUCUGUAUGUUUACCCACAUCACCUUGAGACCAGAACUGAUAGAUGUUUUUGUGAGCUGCAAUACUAUUUAUAUAGAAAUUUUCAACAACAUGAUGUCUAGAAGUUAUUGCUCAGGCGAAUGCCAUGAUUCUAUUUUAUAGGAAAGUGUUACCAAGUUGGAGAUCUAAUUGCUCUUUCUUUUCCGAAAUAGUAAUUUGGGCAGCAUCACUAGCAGCAAGAGUAUAUUAUUAUACUCUUGCUAGCAAGUAUAAACGUGUGGAAUGUUCGGCCUUUGACCACGACUAGUAUGUGUUGUGUCUGAUUUAUUCACCUCCUGCCGCUCUCUAAGCUGCAUCUCAAUGUUAUUCAGUGUUUGUUGGUGUUUUUAUGUAUUUUUAAUAAAAGUCCCAACACAAACAUAAUCAUUAGCAAGCAAUGGAGCCUCCUUUUCGAUGCGAGCGACGUGUCACAU
This is a messenger RNA of Sycon ciliatum, 2703 nucleotides long. RefSeq lists its product as uncharacterized. The transcript is spliced from 2 exons. Gene Ontology annotation, biological process: amino acid transmembrane transport. The record is from RefSeq and is a predicted model, not a curated record. Gene Ontology annotation, cellular component: vacuolar membrane. Lineage: Eukaryota; Metazoa; Porifera; Calcarea; Leucosolenida; Sycettidae. Gene Ontology annotation, molecular function: L-amino acid transmembrane transporter activity. Bases 371 to 1852 code for a protein of 493 amino acids.